ACAACCAACCAAUCACCGAUCGCUGUUUUACAAAUAGAUGUCAGUAGCCAACAUGGCCGAAGCAAGUAACAAGUCGAGUGGAAUAUUCGUCCGUGCACAAAAACAACUUUCACGAACAAAAACCAAGGUUUUACAGAAUUUAGGUAAAGCUGAUCGCACAACAGAUGAACAAUUUGAUGAAUUAGUUCUAAAAAUAGACAGACAACAAGAAUCAGCACAUCAUUUACAGAAAGAAUUAAAGAAAUAUCUACAUUGUAUAGAAGCCCUGUCAGUAGCCAGUAAGUCAUUUUAUUCAGCUGUAGAAGAAUCAUAUGAAGCAGAAUGGACAGAAGAAAAAAAAUUCAGAGAGUCUUUACAGGAGUCCGAGCAAAUAUGGGUAGACUUUGUGAAAACACUACAGGGGAAGGUGAUGGAACCUAUAACUCAAUAUCUGGCAAAUUUUCCAAUUUUAAAGAGUAAAAUAGCCAAAAGAGGACGCAAAUUAAUGUAUUAUGACAAUGCUCGACAUUCUGUGGAUGUUAUACAAAUGGCAAAGAAAAAAGAUGAAACUAAAGUUCAUAAGGUCCAUGAAGAAUUAGCUCAAGCAAAACAGGUUUAUUUAGACAUAAAUAAUGAUCUACAUAAAGAAUUACCAGCUUUUCAAAGCAGUCGACCAACAGUUUUUGGAAGUAUUUUCAAUGACCUUUUUAUAGCAGAAAAAACUUUUCAUGGAAGAAUAGCAGAGAUAGCUGAAAAAGAAGUAGAUAUAACAAAUCAGUUACAGGUUGAUUUCAGAGAUUUUGAAUACACCCCACUUAGUCGACCAUUGAGCUCGACUUUAUCUGACGGAAGACAAGCUCAUAUUUAUAGUUCUAAAGGAAGUGUAGAUGAACAUGUGUUUAAUGGUACUCAUGAUGAAUCAAGUGCAGGAACAUCGUUUACAGACAGUAAUCCAGGGUCACCGAUAAAACAAAAUGGCGGUGAUACCAUAGUAUAUGGUAAUCAGCAGGUUGUCGAUGCUGUCAAGAAAACAUCUGUGGAAAUUAAAGAAAAGGGUCAGGAGGUCGUAGAAAAGGUCAAACAAGGUGUUGACGAGGCUAGUGCAAAAAUUAAAGAGAAAGUUAAUGGCACAGACGCUGAAGAGAAAAUUAAUAGCACAGAAACUGAAGAGAAAGUUAAUAGCACACCAGCUGAGGAGAAAGUUAAUGGCACAAAAACUGAAGAGACUGUGGAUGCUCCUGACUAUCCACCACCUAGUCCACCUGAGGAAGAUAAGGUUGUUGAUAAGGAUGUGUACGAUACGCCAACACCUCGACGUGUUGAAGAGUCAAAACCGGAAGUGAAUGUAGAAGAUGAUAUUUAUAAAAGUCCACCUGCUGUAAAGUCUAAAGAUGCACCACCAACAGUGUUAUAUGAGGUGGAGGCAACACACCCAUAUAAUGGCGAAGAUACUGAUGAGUUAACUUUUGAUACUGGAGACUUAAUCUGGGUUGUACCAUAUGAAAAUCCAGAAGAACAGGAUGAAGGUUGGGUAAUGGGUGUUAAACAAACAAAUGGUGUUAAAGGCGUCUUCCCAGAAAACUUCACCAAAAAGAUCACUCAAUAAAACAAGUGAUCUGAUUGGUCACAGCUUCAUUACCAAUCAAACCAUUACUUACAUUCCAUAAACUAUGCAAAUGUUGAAGAUUACUUAAAACCUUACAUUAUUAUUUAAAAGAAUUUCCGUAGUAUGGAUUAGAUGUGUCAUUUGAUUCUAAUUAAUUUUAAUUAGGUUUUUAUCAUCUUCUUUGUUUAUAUAUGUAAAUAGAUAAAUCUAAGGGUUUUAUUUUUUGUAUCCUCUUGAUUGUGAGAUUUAAAAGAAUUCACAAACUUUACAAAUGAGGCCUUACAUUAAUAAGACAUAGUAUCAUCAAUCAUAAAGAGUAAUCAAAAUUUGAAGUUAAAAAAUACAAAAUGACAAUUGAAGUCGAUGGAAAUUCCAAUAUCAAAUAUUAAAAAAAUUGUAAAAAAAAACAUAAUGGCGAAUUAUGUAAAAUCAAAAAUACGAGUUUUUUUAACUGCACUUUUUUAUAGCAAUACUUAUUUUACAAGUAUUUUGUAUUAAAAUCACGUUUUCGUUUAACUAAAGAUAUUUGAUGUCAUUUUAUAAUAUUCUUUAUUAAAUUGUAACCAUAUUCUGUGGUGAGAUGAAAAAUGAUGAAAGGAUUUGUGUAUAUAUUAUGUAAGAGUUUUGUGGAUAUGUCACCACUGUGUGAGUGAGAUACCCAAUCCUAGUUUCAAUUUGUGAAAUAAAGUAACUGGUUAACUAGAAGGAGUAUGGCUGCCUGACUUAAACUUGUAGGUCUUCUGCAGCUUUUACAGAAUCUUUAAGCUGUACAUUUGCUUCAGAAUUUUUAGCUUGUUGAAGCCAGUAUUUUUUCGUGUUUAUUGUUUUAAUGUUAUUUAUUUAUUACAAGUAUUGAAAUAAGAAUAUAAUGUUUGUAAGAUGUAUGUCACUAGGAUCUGAUAUCUGGAUAAUAGAUUAAAGCAACGCGUACUGCAGACUUGAUUUGGGUAAAUUAUAAAUUGUUGAUUAAGUAAUAUGUUCAUAUUUGUAAGGGGCAAAUAAACUUCCCUAAUAUCAUUCAAUUUCCAGUUUUAGAAGCACCAGUAAUUGUGUACUUAAUGAUGAUUUUAAAUGUCAAUCUAAAACUUGUGAUUGGAAUAGUUUUUAAACUCCAAAUAUGGUGAAAUCUCCACAAAAAAAGUGUAAUAGCGAAAGCUUUGUAUCCAAAUGUAAAUUGUGGUCCUGUCUUCAUUAGCCGGUUUGGUGCAGAAAAAUAUGAUACCUGAUUUAAUUUCUUAAUUGUGGUAUGAACUAUGAACAUUUAUGUUAGAAUUUAUUAAUCAUUUACCGGAAAUAUGUUACAUUUUGUCUAUGAUAUUAUCAUAAUACAUGUAUCUAACCUAAUUAAUAUAAUGUCAAUUGAGUAGUGAAAUUGAGUAAGACUACAAACAUUUAUUCUUUAUUAUAAUAUAGUUGUUUUGAUUCCAUAGCUCUCGGGAAAAAUAUGAAUGUUAUAUUGAUGUGUUGUUUUGUCGUAUUAGCUCAUCAGUAUGUAUUAAAAUCUGCUCAUAAUAUUAUAACUAGAGGUAAGGACAUUCCUUUUCAUUGAAGCAUUCUACUCUGCAACUUUUCUAGGGCUUUUCGUGUUAUUUAUGUGCCUUUUUUUAAGAAAUUUUUAAAAACUUCAAGAGAGACAUUUUAUUGUCCUUUAAUAAAAUAUAAUAAUAAAUCAAGUUAUUGCCAUAAUGUUGACACAAAAACAGAGAAGAGCUGCUUAAUUAAUCACGGCUGAUCAGAAUUAGAUUCUUGAAUAGAAUUCCAUAAUAAUAGAAAGGAAUUUUCUUGAUUUCUAUAUAUUUUGUUAUAAAGAUUUUUUAGUGAAAUUUAGCAUCAUGAAAUAGGUAUUUCAAUCAGUUAAUUACAGAAAUCUAUCAUGAUAUCAUUUGAUUGCAUGAUUUGGUUGGAAAUUAAUAGUAAUACAAGGAUAUUUUUGGUCGUUUUUAAUUCGAUGUAUAUUAAACAAAACCUAAAGAUGCACCACCAAGUUUGUGAUCAGAAAUAUGAUCUUCUCAAUUGUAUAUAUAAGAAUAUAAUAGAUAAGAUUGUUACCGUAAUUUUAUUUUUUCAAGUAUUGUUUUAUAUUCUGUUAAAUUUUAUUUAUGACAAGUGCUGAAUAACUUAUUACACUGCUUUCAUAUUUGAAUGAUUGGUGAUUAAUUGGAAUUGCCAGUAUAACUAUUCAUGGGGCAUAUAUAUAUAGUACCCUUACCUCUACCACAGAGUUGUACAUUUUCAAGCAUAACACAAUUUCAAAAUCAAUCUUAUACUUCUCAUGCAGAUGCAAUGAGCUAUAGCCAAGCAAAGAUUUACUAAAAUUGAAUAUAAAGAUUAAUAACCAAGUCAUUUGGUUCAGUAGUCAGAAAUAUUUUUUGUGCUAAAUUAGGGUGAGCUCAAACAAAUAUAUUGAAUGCAGCCAAGACGUUAGAACUAAUAGUUUAUUUAAGUAUUUGUUUUUAGUUAAAAUUAAUGAUAGUAUAUGAAUGUUAAUUAUGUAUUAUUGAGAUUAUGUAUUUAGAUAGAUAUUACUAACAUUUUUCUAGAUUAAUUCAUUUACCUGUAGUGAUAGUAGUGGUAUAUAUUAUGCAUAAUUGUUAUUAUUCUUGUUACCAACAGUUUUGUACUUUUUAUACACAAUCUUACAUUAUAUCUGCUCAGAAAAUAUUUAAAGAUAUAUCCCUUUGAUGAUAAUGGUCUUACAUUUGAUGGAUGUAUAUAUCCAAAACACAAGAAAAACUGCUUAAAGUAAUGUGUUAUCUUUCACCAGAAUUUUAUUUAUUGUGUGUAAUAAUUCCUAAGAGAUUUAAUAAGAGCAAAUACAUCAUUUUCUGUCCCUUACUAGAUUUUCUGUGGCACAUCAACUGAUUGAAACUUUGGAAUGAAAUUUAUUCGGGUUAAUGUAGAAUCAAAAUAAUAGUAUCCUUAAUACAUUAUUAUAUUUUUAGAUAAAAGCUUUUGGGUUCAACAUAUGACCUAAUUAUCCCUGAAGGAAUAUAUCUUUAAUUACUAUCUAGUAUUGUUGAAAUUUAACAAUUCAAUUAGUAACCUUAUAGUUGUUUCAUUGUUCAUUUAAAAAGUUUAUAAAAGAAAACAGAUGAUUCUAAUAGGCGAAAAAGAGUUUAGAAUUGAUUUAUUAGUCAUGAGAUAUUUAGUGAAACAUUUGAUAGACUUUAAAGUAUGUAUUACAGAAUACAAAUUAAUAAAAUAGAUAUUAUUGUUAUUACAUUAAUGUGCAAUAUAAGAUCUUAUAGAUACAUUAAUAUUAUAUAAUUAUUAUUAUAUAAAUUCUUAUUAUAUUGGUGGAGGAAUAAUUAAAAUGUAUUAAUACAUUAUAUUAUAUUCCAUGUGUAAUUAUCAUUAUUAUUGUUUUCCAAUAUUACCCUGCUCACUAAGUAUUAGACUCUUCUUAAUUUAGGAAAAUCAGAUCAGGUUCGUUGCCUGGGAUGCUGUGACUGCUAAUGGUGUUGACCAGGUUUUUUUUUUGAGUUAAUAAUAGCUGCAUCACUACAAAGUUGUAUUACAAAGCCCACCGAGAACAUUAAACAUGAACAUUACUUUCUUGGCAAUCAUAGUUGAAUUACUUUUGACCACACUAAGGUUGAUAUUAAGAUGUCAUAUCUCUUGAUGAUGUAGGCCUACUAUGGCAAUAAAAUUGCUUGUGACAUAACUAUGUUAAAUCCCAAGGUCAAAUGUAAGUUUACAGAAACUACCAAGAACUGUAUAUUGACUGCAACUGACAAUACUUCUCGGCUUGUUGAAAAAAUCAGAGAUGCUUAGCCUUAUUUGGUUUUCAGUAUUAGAGAGCAAUACUUGUUGAACAGGAUUACCGGGACAUACUUCAUAGCUAAUUAUAUAAUUAGUUGUGUAAUUCUUACAGUAUUUAUAUUGUCAUCGAGGUAAUUUCUAUUUAGACUUGUUUAUCAGUACCCAGUUAAAUACAAUAAAUUUUAUACAGUAUUC
Molecule: messenger RNA, 5542 nt
Organism: Patella vulgata (common limpet)
Lineage: Eukaryota; Metazoa; Mollusca; Gastropoda; Patellidae
Product: myc box-dependent-interacting protein 1
Exons: 14
Coding region: 38-1585 (515 amino acids)
Cellular component (GO): cytoplasm; plasma membrane
Molecular function (GO): protein binding; phospholipid binding
Source: RefSeq, a predicted model, not a curated record